Molecule: messenger RNA, 1291 nt
Organism: Cuscuta campestris
Lineage: Eukaryota; Viridiplantae; Streptophyta; Magnoliopsida; Solanales; Convolvulaceae
Source: the annotation of a GenBank genome assembly
AGUCCGGUCCUCGGGCAAGUCGAGCGUGCUCGAGUCCUUGACCGGGAUUAGUCUUCCCAGGGGUCAGGGCAUAUGCACCCCGGCCCAUUAAUCACGCGUCUCCAGCAUGAUCCUGUGCCGACCCCUGUUCUCACCCUCGAGUACUACCUCGACAUGUCGGUUGAGACAGAGGAGGCACGCGUGGUUGGUGCAAUCAACUCUGCAACCGAGUCGAUCGUGGGGACGAGAAAAGGGAUAUCCCGUUCCCCGUUGACUCUCGUGGUCAAGAAGGACGACGUCCCUGACUUGACCAUUAUCGAUCUCCCAGACAUCACUCGGGAGACCAAUGAGAUGAUAAUGGAGUACAUAUCUCCACAAGAAACUAUCAUACUUAACGCGAUCCCCGCGAAUGUCGAUUUUUCGACUUGCGAGUCCAUCAAGAUGUCACGAGAGGUGGAUAAAACCGGGGAAAGAAAGCUAGUUGUUAUCACGAAAGCGGACAAAUCCCCCGAGGGACGAGCAUUCCAACCAGAAGAGCUGCAUGCUGGGAGCUUGUUCUCGAAGAAGAAGGCAAAACUGAUUAGCCGAGUAAAGGAAAUGGUGGAGAUGGAGAGGGUUUCCGACUACACGUGCGAUCCGGAGCACGUAACAGAGUGGAACAAGUUCAUGGAAAGCUCGGACCCGGCGACACGACUCAUCUGGAUGGCAUUGGGCGGGUAGAGAUGGGGAAGUUGAGGGAGCAGUACAGGCUCGGAGCAGGUGGGGGCGGGCGGGAUUUGGAAUGAGGACGAGAGCGGCGUCGCAUUGGAGGGUUGUGCAGAUCGAGGAGAAUGCAUGGUGGAUUGUGUUGGGGAUGAACGGAACAAAACACAACGGAAGUGUAUAAAAUCUUUUCCCCAAAUUAAUAAUAUGAACAACAAAGCACAAUAUACUCUAGAAAUCAGCACCACCACCACAAAUAAAUAGCAACGGAAAUAAAAUAAAGAACACACGAUUUACGUGGAAACCCCAAAUCGGGGAGAAAACCACGGCCGCUCAACAACGGCACCCAAACUUCCACUAAUCACCAAGAACCAAGUGGGUACAACAAGUUCUCCUCUCUAGUAAACACUAGAGGCAUACACAAUCAUCAAGGAGCAACCUUGGAACAACAACAAUCAACAAUUCAACAUAAAAUGGAGUAAAAACUCCCAAAAACGCAGGUCUGAAAACGCAGCUAGAAAACAGCCUUCCGGGCAUCAAAAUGAGAAUCUGACUGUUGGAUUUGAAGAGGAGUAUGUGAGGAACAACAUACUAAAAUUUGAGCACGAUC